UUAAGUGCCCUCUGAAUCAGUUGAAACCAGAAGUACUUCUUGUCAAACGUGUAGGGGGGGGGGGAUUUAACACCAACAAACAAAAAAGUAUCCAAAGACAAAGACGCCGAUUCCAGGAGUGGUUCUCCGCUAUUACACUUGCACUCGGAUCUUGUUAAAGCCAUUGACAUGCCUCCAAAGAGACGCAGCGCAGCUCCGAGCGCUCAGCUUUCUAAGGCUGCGGAGGAUAAACACACCAACCGCGUCGGUGUCCCCGGGACGCCGGGUAGGAUCCCCCAGCUCUCUCUUGAAAGGCACAAAGACAAGGAGCCGCCAUUUGUCUCGCUGUGCCAGGAGCUGAGAGUGACAGAUGAGGUGUGCAACCUGGCCUGGAAAAUAUGGGAGACGAUGGUGGCCUCGGUGGAUAUUGUUCUUGACACCAGCCGCAAACACUGGGGUGCCUGUAUAUUUGUAGCUGCUACAGACCUGGAUGCCAUGACUUUCACAAUCACGGAGGUACAGAAGACAGUGGGUCUGAAUGUUGUUGAGUUUUUUAACCUUUUGAAGAAGAUGGACAUCAACAUGGAUACCAUCAGUGUUAAAGUGAAUACUGCAGUGUCCAGACUUGAAAAGAAGUAUGAAGUCCUGCUAGCUCUGUUUCAGAGGUUUGAACGGACAUGUGGUAAAAUCUACAUUGCUGUCUCUGAUAAUGCGGGAAAUGCAGGACCUGAUGCUAAACAGAUUAUGAGAAGCUGCUGGACACUAUUUCUGUUGGCAAAAGGAAAUGUGCUGCAGAUGGAAGAUGACCUGGUGAUCUCUUUUCAACUGCUGCUGUGUGUCCUUGAGUACUUUAUCAAGCGCUCUCCCCCCACUGUUCUCCAGGAGCCUUUCAAGAUUGCUGCUAAUGGGGUUCAUAGUACCACCCCAACAAGGACAUCACGGCGUGGCCUGGGUAGGGGUGCCCGUGCUGCCCCCAAACCAGCUGACACUGACCUGCGGGUGAUGGAGGCCCUGUGCAAGGAGAACGAGUGUACUGUGGACGAGGUAAAGAAUGUGUAUUUCACCAGUUUCGUGGCCUUCCUUGAUUCUGUGGGAUUGGCAGGCUCACAGGAGAUUCCUGAGUCUGAAGAUCUUUCCAAACAGUAUGAAGAGCUUUACUUUAAAAGCAAAGAUUUUGAUGCCAGGUUGUUCUUGGAUCAUGAUGAAACCCUACAGCCAGUUAAAACCGAUGUGUCACAGCUGGAGCGAACGCCCAGAAAAAAUCCUUUGGAGGAGGAGGUACUCCCCAUCCCACCACAGACUCCAGUCAGAGCUGCCAUGAACUGCAUUCAACAGCUAAAGGUCAUCCUCAACUCCGCCAGUGACUGGCCAUCAGAAAACCUCGUAAAGUACUUCAGUAACUGUACAGUGAACCCCUCUGAGGAGAUCACCGAGAGGGUGGUGAAUAUGAGAGAACUCUUCAUCGAUAGGUUUGCUCGCGCCGUGGGGCAACAAUGCAUUGAAAUCGGAUCACAGAGAUUUGUACUUGGUGUUCGGUUAUACUACAGAGUGAUGGAAUCCAUGCUUAGAUCUGAGGAAGAACGGCUGUCUAUUCAAAAUUUUAGCAAGCUCCUCAGCAAUGCAGAUUUCCACACCUCUCUGUUGGCCUGUGCUUUGGAAGUUGUCAUGGCUACUUAUGACUGGAGCACUUUCAAGAGCAGCAGCAGCUCAUCGGAGACAGACCUGUCCUUCCCCUGGAUCCUGGAUGUCUUCAAGCUGAAGGCCUUCGACUUCUACAAGGUCAUUGAGAGCUUCAUCAAGGCGGAGCCCAGCCUGACGCGGGAGAUGAUCAAGCAUCUUGAGCGCUGCGAGCACCUCAUCAUGGAGAGCAUCGCCUGGAGAUCGGACUCCCCUCUGUUCGAGCUUCUCCGACAGUCCAGAGAGCAGGAGGGUGCAGUGGAGCAGGCUGAGCCUCCUGGGAUGCUCAACCAGCUUCUACAGCAUGACCACACUGCCGCAGACCUGUACCUGUCCCCAGUGCGGUCUCCCUGGAAGAAGAGCCAGUCGGUCGCCAGCAGUGCUUCCCAGGGAGCUGAUGCUCAGACGGGCCCCUCCAGCCAGUCUCAGACCUCCUCUCACAAACACCUCAAGUCUACCUCACUCUCUCUCUUCUACAAGAAAGUGUAUCGCCUGGCCUACCUGCGUCUGAACAUGCUGUUCUCCCACCUGUUAAAGGACCACCCUGAGCUGGAGCACAUCAUCUGGACACUGUUCCAGCACACACUGCAGCAUGAACACGAGCUGUUGAAGGACCGCCACCUGGACCAGAUCAUGAUGUCAGCCAUGUAUGCAAUCUGCAAGGUGAAGAACAUCGACCUGCGGUUCAAGACAAUUGUCACAGCCUACAAAGAGCUUCCCAACACACACCAGGAGACGUUUAAACACGUGCUGAUUCGGGAAGGCCAGUAUGACUCCAUCAUUGCAUUCUAUAACCAGGUCUUCAUGCAGAAGCUGAAAACCAACAUCCUGCAGUACGCCUCUCCCAGGCCACCUACGCUCUCCCCAAUCCCGCACAUCCCCUGCAGCCCCUACAAAUUCUCCAACUCCCCCCUUCGAGUGCCUGGGAGCAACAAUGUGUACGUCUCCCCCCUGAAGAGUGCCCGCAUGUCGCCCAGCGUCAUGACCCCUCGCUCCAGGAUCCUGGUGUCCAUUGGGGAAUCCUUUGGGACUUCAGAGAAGUUCCAGAGGAUCAACCAGAUGGUAAGCAGCAGUGACUGGUCUCUGAAAAGAGGACUGGAGAGCAACAGCGCUCCCAAGCCCCUCAAGAGACUGCGCUUUGACACGGACGGCCAAGACGAGGCUGACGGAAGCAAAUCAGCUGGAGAGUCCAAGUUCCAACAGAAGCUUGCUGAAAUGACUUCCACUAGGACCAGAAUGCAAGAACAGAAGCUAAAAGAUGCGGCUGUAGACUCUUUGAAAGAGGAGAAGCACUGAGACUGUCACCACCUCAGGAGAUCCCUUUGCCCCAUUUUUACACAAAACAGAAACUCCAUUUAAAAAAACUUUUUUGUACAUUUGAACUGUGUAAUAAUUCUGGUGAUUUUUUAAAAAAAAAUUAGACUUGCUUUUUUAUUAUUUUAAAUGCAUUUCUGCUUGGGCAGAAAUUUGAGGGGUUAUUUUUUAAUUUAUAGUAUAUUGUGUGGCUUUUGUUCCCCCAAUUGUUUGCAUUUUGUUUUCUUGAAGGUUUUGAUGUUCUUACUGACAGUUGUGUGUGUAGAACCUUAUAGAGUAGAUUCUGAAAGCAUUAUAAUUUUUUAAAUUAUUGUACUGUAAUUAUAAGCCAUUUUCUUCCUGUGCUUGAAAACACAUGGACCACAUUGUUCACAAACUCAGUCAGUCUUUUGUGAACAUAAGAAUUUGACACUAGUAAACAUUAACCAAAAUGUGACUCUUGCUAUACAGGGCUAUACCAGACGAUCUUAAAUUUUGUUCCUUUUUUUUCCUGCACAACCCAUAACUACUGUAGGACAAGUGUACAAUUUACAGUUUGACUGCAGUUUGAAUAUUUACUAAUUUAUUUUUCUAUGAUAAUUUAUUAAGCUCAGGUAGAGAGCCAGACUGUGCCAGGAGUGUUCUCUCGCAUCUGAUAUAAAACAGUCUUGACAUCCGUACUUCGUUAUUUACUGUCCCUGCAGCUAGAUGCAAGGCUUUGCAGUAAUUAAACUGAAUGGUAUUAGUCUAAGCAAUGAUAUAUUACAAGCCUUAUUGUAGUCAGCAAAGGAUGAGAAAUUUGAAAAUUUUGAAAAAAACAAUACCUUGAUCACAGAGUAUGUAUAGAUUUGAAAUGAGGUCAUCCAUCUCACCUAUCCUGUCUCCUACUUUCCGAAAAAAAUCUCUUAAUCUAGACUAAUAAAGAAAAUAAACCCAGUUGAGUAAAUGAGAUCUGAAUGAAAAUCAAAACAGCCCAUACCUCUUUAAGACCAAGUUUGAAGACCCCCUAUGUAAAGCAGGAUUAAGAUGCUGCUUUCAUGAGGAGGAAAACAGGAAUGGAACUUUCCCCUGAAAUUUUAAUUCCCCUUUUCCACAAAACUUUUGAAAUUACCUGUCUGGUUUAUUGUUGAAAUAGACUCAUUUCUACAAUAAUAAAUUGUAAUCUGUGGUCAUUUGUUACAAGUGGGGUUAAAUUUAUAUGUGACAAUUGUUUGAGUCAAUGAAACACCUUUUGUAUAAGUUUUCCUUUAAGGUACAGGAAUAAAAAGGAGUUAUGUAAAUCUGCUACUAAAAUUGCCUGUUUUGUGUCUUGAUGAUGAUACAAUACUAAGCAUCAACUACUAAAUAACUGGUUAGAUAUAGAGAAUUUGAGAUUUUAACAUUUCUGAAGACAAGACGAAGGCUUGUGAUGUGUCCAUAGUACUAGUUAAAUAAGAGGUUAUUCUGAAUAUCAUGUUCUGUACAUGAAAGCAGUUAUUCAAACAUCCAGCUGUGACUUUACACACUGGAUCAGUAGGAUGAUUUUCAGUCAGACUGUACCAAUAUUGUUUAAUAUUUCUGAGUUAUAAAGAGCUUCAAAAAUUGGUUGAGCUUUUAACACAGGGGUGUGUAAUUGCCAAUAAUUGUGCAACUGUGUUUAAUGUUCACCUUUCUAUUUAAAAUACGUUUUAUUUUCUUAAUUAGAAUGUUUCUUAAUAUAAAGCCACUCACCAAGACCUUUGUGAUCAAUAGAUAUUGAUAGAAAGUUUUCCUGUAUGUAAAUCUAUUUAUUGGUCCUAAAAUAUAAACCUAUUUUUGAUGGCAUGUCAGUUUCUUGCUAGUAAACCUGGGGCCAUAAGAUUAAUUAUGAUAUUGAUUAUGUAUCAGCAUAACAGUUUAAAUGACAUUCAAAAUAUUCCUAUGAAAAUGUACAAUCUAAUGUGAGAAAAUGAACGAAAUGUAGAAUUUAACCAUCUCUGUAUGCAUCAGGGGUCAAGGAGUAGAUGAUGUGGGUCAUAGUUUAAAUCUUUUUAGUCCAGCAGUAGGGGACUAACUGUGAUCUAAAAUAUAAUCCUUUAAAAUACAAUCCCCUCAUCAACAUUGCAGUAUGACUUCUGGCCACAUGCUUCAGUUCAACAGGUUGUGCAGCAAUGCAAGCAAGCAAGGUGUGCAGCACUUCACUGCAACUAAAGCAUACUGGCACAUGGGAUGAGCUUAUGUUGGGUGUCCCAUUAAUUGUGAUGGAGGAUUGAAAUGGUGAACUGACCCUAGAUAUUUUGUAGAAGAAAAUUAUUAAUGUGAACAGUUAUAACUCUUGCUAAUCCAGCUAAAUGAGGUGUAAGACACAAAUGGGGGGAAAAAACACUUUAAUUGACUCGGGAUGCUCUGUAAGUCAUUGCAGUCAUUAAAAGUCAUUGCAGUUUCAGAAGAGUCGAGUACACCUACAUCCCAAUGAGCAGGUUAAAGCUAACAAAUCAGAUUGUCAGCCCAACACCAAAGUAUUUUGAAAGUGAGACACCCACAGCAAGAGAGUUUCUGUGGCUAUUCUAAAUUUACACUCAUCUUGAGCAAAAAUACCGUGCAGUGUUACUAGCCAAUGUAAUGCACAUGAAAGAAAAGGUUAGGGACUGGAGCACAAAUUGAUUCUUGUGAAUAAGAAGUGCAUUUGCUAGCCAGCCCACUAAUCAUUCAAAUCUGGAAAUGCAAAGGUUAUUUUUGAACUACUCCUUUUUUUAAAAUGUCUGUUGACUACAUGUAUGUAUAGGGACAGUUAGAAAUUGAUAAAAUCCCAUUAUGCCACAAACUUAUUUCCAUGUGAGCCUUGGUACAGAUUUCCCAUCUUUUACAUCACACAGUUGAUCCCCCUCUGUGGGAGGAACACCUGAUUCUUUCCAGCUGUUCUUUGCCAUUGCAGGUCAUAGGGUGGAUAACCCUGAAAACAGCCACAUGGAUGCAAAAUGAUUUAAAUUAAGUCCAAAAUCAGGACAGAAACAGAUCUGUCUGAUCCUCAGAUCUGUUAGUGCCCUCCAUACACAAAGUUUGUGACGUAUGAGGGACAGAUCAAUUUACUUGCCCUUUAUUAACUUAUGUUGCCCCUAAGGAUACUUCCCCAUGCAGUUAAAAUGGAAGUGCUGUAAUUACUGUAUAUCUAUAACUACACAGAACACCUUGUUUCCUAUUGGAAGGAAUAUGAUUGUCAGAAUCUACCCAAUUUACAAUUUCAGUCCAUUGUAGAUUUUACUUAUGGUAUACCUCAAGUCUUAUAAUGAACAAAUGACACAAUAAUUAAAAGAUACAAUUGCUUUUUUAAUCCUUUCAGUUUCAAAACAAAAAAGAACAUGCUUAAUUGUAAACAAGACUAUAACUCCCUUUUAGGUGGGUAGCUGCGUCAGCAUGCAUAGGCUGCAAAGGAACAAGUAAUAGGUUUAUUCCAUGCUGAAA
This is a messenger RNA of Lepisosteus oculatus (spotted gar), 6369 nucleotides long. It is a transcript of the gene rb1, whose product is annotated as retinoblastoma 1. The record is from RefSeq and is a predicted model, not a curated record. Lineage: Eukaryota; Metazoa; Chordata; Actinopteri; Semionotiformes; Lepisosteidae. Gene Ontology annotation, cellular component: nucleus; Rb-E2F complex; chromatin. Gene Ontology annotation, molecular function: RNA polymerase II transcription regulatory region sequence-specific DNA binding. Gene Ontology annotation, biological process: cell differentiation; regulation of transcription by RNA polymerase II; neuron projection development.